This is a messenger RNA of Diospyros lotus (date-plum), 1278 nucleotides long. Its product is annotated as UPF0481 protein At3g47200-like. Lineage: Eukaryota; Viridiplantae; Streptophyta; Magnoliopsida; Ericales; Ebenaceae. The record is from RefSeq and is a predicted model, not a curated record. Bases 1 to 1278 code for a protein of 425 amino acids. The transcript has 2 exons.
AUGAGUCAGUGGGUGAUCGACAUCAAAACUGAACUCAACAACCGCCGCAAUGCUCAAAUAGAAGGAGAGCAGGGCUGGAGGAAGCGGUCCAUCUACAAGCUCCCUCCCCUCAUCUCCGAGCUCAACGCGAAAGCCUACCAGCCCCAAGCGGUGUCGUUUGGGCCGUACCAUCACGGGGAGCCUCACCUGGAGCUCAUGGAGCAUCACAAGCAACGCGCUUUCCUCCAUUUUCUCGAAAGAUCGCCGGUGUCUCUGGACAUAAUUUUCAACUCCAUGGUUGAAGUGGCACAAGACCUCAAGGAUUCUUAUGACUCGCUCGAGCCCAAGCGGCAACACGAUAUUGAAAAAUUUGUGAAGUUAAUGAUUGUGGAUGAGUGUUUCGUGUUGGAAAUAAUGCGGGUAUGGACGGAAAGGAAGAGUGAUUAUUCCGAUGACUAUCCUUUAUUUGGCUCUGAAGGGGAUUUUUAUGUCGUGUGGGUUAUCAGGCGAGAUAUGUUGUUCUUGGAGAAUCAAUUACCGAUACUUGUGCUAUUCAAGCUCCAAGGCAUCAAAGAGAAUGACAAGGUAGCCAUGGAGGAGUUGAACAGGCUGAUACUUCACUUCUUUGAAGAUCACAGUAACUUUGAAAUGGGCAAAAGCCUCCACAUCCUGGACCUCUAUCGAAAGAGUUUGCUUGUAAAGCGGUCCAAAUCCACUGAACCUCUUUCCAAGCUACCCUCUAGACAAGGACUCCACCCCAGCAUAUCAGCCACGGUGUUGAAUGAAGCUGGCAUCCGUUUCAGGAAGAGCAAAAUCAAUUACGGCAUGGACAUCUCCUUCGACGACGGCAUCCUGAGCCUCCCUGCAUUCUUUGUCGAGGACGCCACCGUAUCGACCUUCCUGAACCUCAUAGCUUUCGAGCGUUGCCACAUUGGAGACGACCACGCCAUUACUUCGUUCAUUUGCUUCAUGGGCGACAUUAUCUGCCACGAUCGUGACAUCGGCCUGCUAAUCUCCGAAGGGAUCAUCUUCAACUUAGUCGGCACCGACAAGGUUGCGGCCAAUUUGUUCCAUAUGAUGUCGAAGGAUUUGAUGAUAGAUCCCUCCAGUGACCUUUUCAGGAUGACUGACAGCAUCAUUUCCUACUGCAAUAAGCCGUGGCGUAAAUGGCGGGCCGAAUUGAUUCGUACUUAUUUCAGAAACCCAUGGGCGAUUAUUUCUGUCGUCUCCGCCGUCAUCCUCUUUACCCUCAAUACAUUGCAGACUGGCUUCACUGUGUACGAUGUCAUGCGUAAAUAA